This is a messenger RNA of Rhopilema esculentum, 4853 nucleotides long. RefSeq names its product kinetochore protein NDC80 homolog. The record is from RefSeq and is a predicted model, not a curated record. Gene Ontology annotation, biological process: attachment of mitotic spindle microtubules to kinetochore. Gene Ontology annotation, cellular component: Ndc80 complex. NCBI's taxonomy places the organism in Eukaryota, Metazoa, Cnidaria, Scyphozoa, Rhizostomeae, Rhizostomatidae.
CACUUGGGAUUCCUCCCUCUUUUGCUUUAACUUAAUGAGGACAGGAAGAUUUGGCUUCAGUUGUUGAAGAUGAGUCGCAGAGCGACGUUCGGAGGGAUUGUGAAGCGACGGCUCUCUGGAGCCUUCAAUGCAUCCGUCAAAGAUGUCGGUUCAGCCAAGAGCAAAGGCUCUUCGGCCAGCAGACCAAGUAGCGCCAGUCGAUUGACAAAGACAAACAAAGUGAAAGGAGAACCUGGAACCAUGAAAGAUCCAAGGAACCUUUCAAAUAAAGGUGUCCAGAAAGAAAUGAUAGAUGACAUUCUAAGUUUUCUCCAGAUAAAUGGCUUUCCACACCAAAUAUCACAAAAGAUUUUACAAGCUCCAUCUGGCAAGGAGUUUCGUAGAGUGUUUGAGUUUCUCUAUGGUUUUAUUGAUAAAAAUGACAAGAUUGGCCCAAAAUGGGAAGAAGAGGUGCCCAGGUUGCUGAAGCAAUUGCGGUAUCCCUUCCCAAUUGCAAAAAGUGCAAUGUUCACUGUCGGUAGCUUGCACACUUGGCCCACCUUGCUAGGAGCCUUGCAUUGGUUAGUCAAUUUUAUUGAGAUGACAAAAGCUUUAGAUGUUGACUCCAUUUUGUUUAAUCCAAAUGAUGAAUGCGACCCAUUAUCUGGUUGUGAUCGGAUAAUCCACCAAUAUUAUGAGAAGACAUACAGUGAUUUCAUGAAUGACUACAAUGACGCUGAAGAUGAUUUGAGACUGAAAGAGGCCAUACUUCAACAUACUGGAGCUGCAGAAGAUGAUACUGAAGCAUUGAUGUCAGAAGUUGAAAUGUUGCGUAAGAGGCUUGAUGAAUUGGAGGCUGAGCCGGACCGACUUAAGGAGAUGCAAGACAACAUUGCUGCAUGGAAAGCGAGCUGUGAAAAAAUCGAACGAGAACAAGAUGAUUUAAAGCAACAAACAAAAAUAAGAGAGAUUGACAUGAAGAAUGUUGACGAGGAGCUGAAAAGAUAUGAUUAUAGACGAUUCAAGCAAAUUCAGGCAGCGAAAAACAUUGAACACCAGAAGGAGGCUUUGACUAAUAAGUUGAAGGCCACUGAGCAGGAGAAUGAAAGAUUACAAGCCGCUUGUUGGGAAAGAGAAAUCAGCUAUUCAAAGUUAUAUAACAAGGUGGACCAAACUCUGAAGGAAUAUGACGAUCUUUGGCGAAACAUUAAGUGCAAUCCACGUGCGAUGGAAUAUCUUCAAGGAGUAGACAUUGGAAUGAAAAUUGAGCAUGGAGAAAUCGGUCUCAAGAAUGCCUCAAAAUUCAGAGACACGAUCAAAGAAACCUUGAUCAAGGCCCAAAACAGAGUCAUGUCAAACGUGAACCAAGUGGAAUCCCAAAUUAUAACCGAAGAAGAGAAAAUGGAAAAGCUGACAGAUUUGAUUAAAGAGAAGGAAUACGAAAUAGAGUCGAUGAAAUCGUUUUUGGAUGCAGUUGGCUUGGAGAUCGAGGAAGCGCAAAAGAAAGCCGAAUCGGAGCAAAAACAAGCCGAAGAAGAGCUUGCUUCUUUGAAAGAAGAAAUCAAAGCCCUUGAGCAAGGAAGCAGUUCUCUGCUCGACCGGAAACAUAAAGCCUUGGCAGAGCUUAAGAUAAACUUGGAAAAAGAACGGGAAGAAAUGAAAUUGAAAAAAGAAAAGAUUGCCGAGUUUCUUAUCAAGGUCGUGAAAGAGGCAAUGGAACACAAAAGCAAGCUCAAGGCUGGUCUCAGUCAAGUUGUACAAGUCUCAGAAAAAGACCUUGAAGAAUUAGAAAGGAAAAAGAAGCCCUCAUCAUUGUGACUUGAAAUGCUGAAUUUUCCUGUUGUGAAUAUGUAGCUUAUGGUCAUGAGCUUUCUCUCGUAUUAACAUUGAUUCAAAACCUUUUUUACCUGCGGAUAUUUAUAGUGUUGUUUUGACAUUCUACCUUGAGACGAUCUAUCAGAUGAUUGAAUUCGCUAUCCUGAUAAAGUGCAUGUCAUAUUACCAGCCAUCUAAAUAUAGAGGGCUAAAGAUCUUAAAUUUCUGCAUUCUAGCGUUAAGAGAUAAACAAUUCUUGGAUAUAGCUUCUCUCUAUCCUUUCUCAAGCAGUUCCAAUGUUUCAAUGCAUUAUACAUUCACUGACGAUCAGUGUUCAAGAUACCAUUAAAUACACUCCCCUCUUCGAACGGUCGGGCAAAAUUUUGGGGCUACUCUUAACAAACGCUAUGUUAGGGGAAAAGUAAGAUCAAAUAUUGGCGUGAAAAAUAAAACGAUGGCGUCAGGAAAUAAGCAAAAUAAUUAAAUAAACAAGCAAAAAUUUUGUUUGGAGAAAGUUUACUGGGAAAAUUUUUCCCAAAAGCGCAAAAAAUGUCUGUCUUUGGGCACUGGUAAAAACUCAAAAUAUGGAUAAAGCUAAGCAAAUGGUCAUGAAGUUUUUAUGCCAGGCAGGUCAUUGAAUAUGAUGAAAUUGCAAAACAAGUGGGCUACCCAAAUUCUACAACUCAAAGAAUUUGCAGCUUUUCUAAAAAGCAGUUUACUGGAGAGAAAAUUGAGAACAGGCAGGUCAAAAAAGUUUUCUUAUAGGAACCAAAGAAUUGUGACAGGGCUUGCGAAGAAACUUGUUUGUCAAUUUUAAAGAAGUUGAAAUAGCGAGUAACUAUGAAGCUUUGUGACCAAAAUCGGCUUAAGUAUUAAACUGGGCAUACUCUAUCGAAAUACAGAAUUAUAAACAGUGUCCUAAGAAAGAAGCCUGGCUUUUCAGCAAAUAACUGAACUCACCGGCAAAACAGAGUGAAAGUCACAAAGGAACGUUUUGCCACCGACUGGGGCGAUAAUGUCUUCUUGAACGAGUGUAGAUUUAAUUAAAAAAAUGUUCUGGAGCCUUAUCUAUCCGGAAAACAACUGGAGAAGGAAGUAACCAAAAGUCCUUUCAACCAAAUGUAAGGAAAGGAAGGAAUUUCAGUAAUGGUCUAGGGUUGCUUAAGGCUUAACGGCGUCGCCAUCUUCUUCUUCGGGGGUGUUUGGCGAACGCCGCAUAUUAUGUUACCAUCUUCCAAGAAAACUUUCCCGAAAGUGCCAGAAAAAUUUAUAGUUAUAUAAAUCAGCAUUUUGUUUAUCAUCAAGACAAUUCUCCACGACGCAAAACUAAGAAUACAAGCAAUUUUCCGCUGCCAACUGAAUCCUCACCCUUCCCGGGGCCUUCUCAAAGUCCAGAUCCGAAAGUAAUUGAAAAUGCUAUUGCUAUGGCUACUUUGGUUUUUUAUAAAAGAUUCAACGAAUCGAGAUCCUCCGAAGACUACGCUGCAAUUAGUUGAUAAAACCUUUGACAUUUGUGCCAAUAUUCCUCUUCAUGCAGAGGUCAUUUCCUGGCCGGCCCUGUGCUGCCCUUUUUUCUCCUGAGAACCCCCAUUAAACAUUGUAGUUUUUCCAUUGAUUAAAUUAAUUGUUGACUUAAAUUUAAAUACUUGUGUAAUUUAAACUUUUCUUUGAUCCCCGGCAAAGGACUAAACAUUUCACUCAACUUUCGUUUUGUGAAGUGGAGCGAAGUUUAGCGAGGGUGGAAAAAAGGCUAAUAUUUAAAAUGGUGAAAUGUUUAGUCGUUUUGCCAGGGCUUUAUGCUUCCCUGAAAUUUUGAAGUGAUUCCUAUUGUCAUUAUAUAAAUAUAAGCUAUUAACUUUUAUUUUUGUUUUCAACAACUUGACCCAAUACAGUCGCAACAUUGGCAUCCGUUCGAAUACUUUUGGGAGGGGAGUGUAAAAUAAAUUAAUUGUCCAAUAAACAUAUUAAUUUGAGUGGCAAAAAUCCUUUUUUGCUUUUCAAUAAAGAAUCAAACAUUUAAGUACAGUUAUUUUGUUGCUUUAACGUAAUAAUUUACAGAAGUAAAAACAAUUCAUUCACCCGUAUAUCUUAUGGUAAACACUAGUUCAUCUUACAUUGCAUGCCACUUCUCGUGGUGUUCAUUACAAAAAUCCCUCUUGCAUCGAUAAAGCUAAGAGCAAUGAAUCAGUCAUCUCCUGUGCGUGUAGGAGGAAAUGGAACUUCAGGCAAAAACAUACAACAAGAUCAGAUUUUGAAAAAGGUAUGCUACCAAAUUAAUACUUAAUUCUCGAAAACUACAUACGUGACAAGCUAUUUUUCCAAAGACAUGCUUCAAUUAGGCAUUCGAUACAAGACUACUUUCGUUUCAAUACUAUUUUUACGUUUGUGAUAGUACAAUAAAAAUUCAUGAAACAAAUUUGGAGGAAAACUUCGCUGGAACGUAUUCCAUGUUCUGUCAAAGUAUCUGUCUCAAGCAUGGCUAUUCGCCUUCUUUAUCAGCCACCUAAAAAUAAUGAUGUGUCGUCAAUAGUUGCCCAAAACAUGAAAAGAGUGUGCAGUUGAUUACAGUAGACACUUCUGAAUCUGUUAAGAAUUACUGUGUAUGGGUGUUCAAUUUGUUUAAAGAGAAGGAGAUCGAAAAAGCACCAGCCCUGACUCAAUCCCAUCAUGAUUCGAACCAAAAGUUCAAGUACGCUCAGUUCUUGAUGAAUGGCUUAAAUCUACAUGACUAUAUAGGUAGACCUCUUAAUAGUGGCAGCCUCCCUAUCGCUCGUAGCGAUUAUAAAUCGCCUCUUGUGGUUAACAGCAAUGUAGUUUCUACGUACCGUGUACUUCUCCCAUUUCUUUUCUGGGUCAUACGGCUCCCAUCUACUAGCUGGGAAUAUAUGUUUGUGCUUUUCAUACCAGCUACGCAAAACGACCUUCCCAGCGUGAGACUAAAGGAAAUAAUAGCAAAAAAAAUCAUAAAAGCUGCUGUAUCACAUUAAUUUUCUUCGAAUGUAGAGGUGAAAGUUUGAGAAAAAACCAAGCUUUAUAUUUUACAAGAAUAGAAAGAAACA